CACGAAAUUACUCUCAUGUAGAGAAACUUAUCAGUUAGACUACAACUCCCAACAAGCACAGCGGAAAAAUUGUAAGACUUCCUUUUUUUCAAAGGUCAUUAAGUGUUCUGAGCUGGGUGAGAUCUUUUGGUCAGCAGUAUGGGUCGGCUUGAUGGGAAGGUGAUACUUCUGUCUGCUGCAGCACAAGGGAUUGGACAAGCCACUGCUAUUGCUUUUGCUAAAGAAGGAGCCAGAGUCAUUGCUACAGAUAUCAAUAAGUCUAAGCUGCAAGAACUGGAGAAAUAUCCAGGCAUUCAAAUACGAGUUCUGGAUGUCACUAAACGGGAACAGAUAGAAGAGCUGGCCAAGGAGAUUGAAAGGAUAGAUGUCCUCUGCAAUAUUGCAGGGUUUGUUCAUCAUGGGACCAUUCUGGAUUGUGAGGAACGAGACUGGAACUUUGCUAUGAACCUCAAUGUUCGCAGCAUGUAUCUAAUGAUCAAGACAUUCCUUCCUAAGAUGAUUAAACAGAAAUCUGGAAAUAUUAUAAAUAUGUCUUCUGUGGCAUCCAGUAUUAAAGGAGUUGUGAACAGAUGUGUUUAUAGUACUUCAAAGGCAGCAGUUAUUGGUCUAACAAAGUCUGUGGCUGCUGAUUUCAUUGAACAAGGGAUCAGAUGCAACUGUGUAUGUCCUGGAACUGUUGACACACCAUCUUUACAGGAAAGAAUCAAAGCCCAGCCCAACCCAGACCAGGCAUUGAAAGAUUUCCUAGCCAGACAGAGGAUCGGUAGGAUGGCUACUGCUGAAGAAGUGGCCCAUCUCUUUGUGUACCUGGCCUCUGAGGAAUCUGCCUACAUGACCGGCAAUGAAGUAGUCAUUGAUGGAGGAUGGAGCUUGUAAUCAACUCUACCUGCAGAUGGAAAUUUGUACAAUGAAAGGCCAAAAGUGAGGAUCAUGUUUCUCAGUUAAGAAUUUUAAGUUUUAAAUCAUUUAUAGGAUGUGAUCUAGAACAAAUUUGGUGCAUUUUUGUGGUUAUGUGAUCUCAUUCUAUUAUCAGUCCUGUUUUAAGCGAAUCUAAAUAAAAGGAAUUAAAUGCCAUCAUUAUUCUCACCCUGGAAAAUAUUUGGAAUUUAAACAUUCACAGUUCCUACCAGCAUUAAUAGACUAUCCAGAGAAAACAGACUACUUUUAAAGGAGCCAAAAAGUUCUCAAAUUAAAUGUUUAUUUUAAACAACAGAAGAAAGCAGAAAUGGCAUAUGUGAGGAUUAAAAUGAUUUUGUUACUCAUGAUAGACAUUUACUUUAAGAGAACACACUAGAUCUUACAAAUUAUACCUGAAAAUCUAUCCUGCUUUGCGGUCCUUUGUUUCUGCUCAUUUCUAUCAUUAGGGAAAUGUUUUUUGAGAACUGUAAUAACUGUAGAAAAAUAGUCUGUGUUGAACUGUUGAAAAGAAUCUGUCCUCAGCCUGACAUCCAGAGUAGAAGGUGCGAGACUGUCAGGCACACGGCGGAUAUAUAGUGUAUGGGCAGAAGAAAUUCCUGCACAUACAGUAAAGAGUCAGUGCACAGGACAGCUGUUUUCUGCAACUACAAUGUCCAUUUUCCUAUAUACUGGGCAAGUUAGGCUGCUGGAAUUUCGAACAAUGACAAAUCAUAGCCCAGAAAGCAGGAUGACCAUUAGAAGCAGUAGGACUGGCUGCCUUGUGGUUACCCAGUGUAUUUUGUUUAGACAUAUUAAGAUUAUAGACACUGUCUUCAUGAAGCAGAGAUGAUAGAAGAGAAAUUGUUAUGAUGAUUGUUAAAAGACUAUGCUCUCUACAUGCUAUAAGCCCUAGACAAUCAUGUAGUUUCGCAGUCAGUUUGAAAAUUAGUACAUUUACUAGUACCAAAGAGGUCUUACUGGGAAAAAUUGAGGCCCAAACUGUUUCAUUAAUGGCAUAAUUCACUCUUAAAGUGAUCUUGCAAAUGUCUUCACUGGUUCUUUUCUUUUUCAUGUGCAGAAAGUACUACUCAAGGAUAUCACUCUGAUAGGCAUGUAUACAUGGAAGAGGUGUUCUUAAAAACACAUGUGGAUCUUCCAGAAUUUAUUUUACCUGUGGCAUAAAAACAAAAGGCGUGAGAUUUUUACCACCACAGAUAGAACAAAUAUAUUCCUCUUCCAAAAGGAUUUACUAAUACCAGUACCAAUACAGGACAAGUAUUAUCAAUUCAAUAGAUUAGGUGCUGUGCUUAGAUAUUCCAUUUGCUUAACUCUCAGACAGAAAUAUAGUUCUUGCUAAAAACACAAAACUAAGUUUCUCUCAAAAUGGCUGUUUCUACAAGAGUUUGUAUUGAUAUUUUUGUCGUAGUAGCACACCGAAGCUUUGAUUUAUGAAUCAGAAAGCUGCCAUGGUAAGGACUCAUACUCUGGAGAGGAAAAAAAAAA
Numida meleagris (helmeted guineafowl) is the source of this 2400-nucleotide messenger RNA. RefSeq names its product 3-hydroxybutyrate dehydrogenase 2 (gene BDH2). Gene Ontology annotation, cellular component: cytoplasm. Bases 139 to 876 code for a protein of 245 amino acids. The transcript is spliced from 10 exons. Gene Ontology annotation, molecular function: 3-hydroxybutyrate dehydrogenase activity. The record is from RefSeq and is a predicted model, not a curated record. NCBI's taxonomy places the organism in Eukaryota, Metazoa, Chordata, Aves, Galliformes, Numididae. Gene Ontology annotation, biological process: siderophore biosynthetic process.